UUGUGAGCGUUUCUGGAGCAGAAGUUCUCCUCACAGACAGAGAGAGGCAGCAGGCAGCAGGCACCAUGGAGCCCCCCUCAGGCCAUUCCCGCAGACGGUGCGCCCCCUGGAACAGGCUCCUGCUGGCAGCCUCACUCUUAACUUUCUGGACCCCGCCCACCACUACCCAGCUCACUAUUGAAACGGUACCACCCCUUGCUGCAGAAGGAUCCAAUGUCCUGCUACUUGCCCACAACGUAACAGAGAAAACUCUAUGCUAUUUCUGGUACAGAGGAGAAAGGGUAGAAACCAUCCAGCUAAUUGCAUCAUACGGAGUAGCCACUAAUUUAAUUACCAAUGGGCCUGCACACAGUGGUCAGGAGACACUUUACCCCAAUGGAACCCUGCUGAUCCAGAACAUCACCCAGAAAGACACAGGAUCCUACACCCUGCUCAUUUUAAAGUUUGAUUUACAGACAGAAAGACAGACUGGACACCUCCACAUACACCACCCAGUGGCACGGCCCUCCCUCCAAGCCAGCAACACCACAGUCGCAGAACAUGAGGGUCCCGUGGUCGUGACCUGCCUCACAAAUGAGACUGGGGUCUCCAUACGCUGGUUCUUCGAAGGCCAGAGUCUCCUCCUCACAAGGGGGAUGACACUGUCCCUGGACAAUAGCACCCUCACUAUAGACCCCGUCAGCAGAAAAGACAAUGGGGAUUAUCAAUGUGAGGUCUCCAACAGGGGCAACUCCAGCAAAAGUGACCCCCUCAGGCUGCAUGUGAAAUAUAAGCCAACACCCGAAAGUUUCUCUGACCUCUCAGCUGGUGCCAUUGUCGGCAUCGUGAUUGGAGCUGUGGCUGGGGUGGCUGCUCUGGUGUAUUUUCUGUACAUCAGAGAAACUAGAUGGUCAAGUCACUCUGACAAUUCACCUGAAAAGGUUAAUGAAGUUGAAUAUUCCUCCGUGAACUUCAAUGCCCAGGAAUUAAAAAAGGAAGCAACUUCAGCCUCCCCAUCUCCAACACACACAGAAACCAUUCAGAAGUGAAAAAAAACAGUAAUGGAACCUGUCCUGCUUGUUGCACUGUUGACUUAUUCCAAGCGUCUCACCCCCAUCCCCAGGGUAUCCCUCUGCCCUCAGGGAAAAUGAGGAGAGAGUCUUCCCCCAGCUCCUUCGACCCCUAAUGAGGCUCCUCCAGGCUGCCUGGUCGCAGCCCCUUCCUUCAGUGUCAGUGGAUGAAAAGGCACAUCCACGAGGAGAUCUGUAGGAAACCAAAACUUCCUCGUCAUUGAAAUCUAGCAAAGCGGACCCUGGGAGAAAGUUGCCAGAACCUCUGCCUCUCCCCAUUUGCUGACCUAGACCAGUUGUAAACUUGUGUAUUCAGAACACAUUCAUUCCUUCCCACCUCAGUCCUAUUGGAGUCUAACAUGAAUUUGCCAUAACCUGCAGAAUGAUUUCUUAUCCACUGAAAUGCCUGUGCCAGAAAAGAAGAGCAAGGAGAAGGAAAACGAAGAGCUUCUGCACUCUGAAGCCCAGUGUGAAUCCACCAUUCACAGGAAGACACAUACAUGACCAGCUCUGAGCUGGGAAGUUCUACACCUUUGUCCGCUUUCAGGGUUGUCUACCUGCAGGAUCAGGGACUAAACAACUUACUACUUAGCUAGAAUACCAUCUAAACCUUUGAAAGCAUGCCUUCAGAGAACCCACUAGAAGCAACUUGAAAACAACUUCUCAGCAUUCAUAAGUGUAUCUUGAUGGAAACUGCAACAACAAACAAACAAAAAAACCGCACAUACUGUUUUAAUAAUACUGUGGGCUUUAUUCAAGGCAAUGCCCGGAGACUGAGGGGUCAUCAGUUUAUGGGGCAGUCAGCUCUUACCAGAUACAAUCUGCUGGGAUUGGGGAAAGGACUCAGAAAGUCACCCUGCAGAGAUUAUUUAAAUAAUGGUCAAAGAAUGUACAAUUUGGGGGUAUUGGUUGUUUUUUCCUUUCCUUCUGAGACAUUCUGCCACUUUAAUUUUUGUAACUGCUUGUUUAUGUGAAAGGGGUUCUGUUUAAUUUGCUGCAUAAGCCAAUCUGACCACUUCAGGGGGAAGAACCUACCAAAGCCCCUCAUGUCCCUCUGGCCAUGAGCUCCCUAAGCCUUUUGUGUCAGGGGCUCCGCACAGAAAAUAAGAAGUAGCAGUUAUCUACCUCCAUGGCCAGAAAUGGGUCUCACUCCGUUUCUAGGCAUCUCAGGCCAGUCAUCAACUGCCUUCUCUUCCGUGUUCCCGCCUGUGCCUGUUCUGUCUGUCUGCCCCGCUUACCUUCUCAGGAGCCUUCUUGAGAAGCAGGAGCGCCCUGAAGGGAACACGGCCCCUUGCGCUGUUAGUAUUGUUUACAGCCCAGGAGGCCGCACUGGUGCGCACGCUCCUUAGGACACAAGGUGCAGAUUAUGACUCAGCCCUGGGUUUCUUGAAGAGCCUCUGGAAUUCUUCUCCCAUGGGGUGCACGGGACCCAAUGUGUCGGCAGAGAAAGGGAGGAUGGGAGGAGGAGAGGUGCACCUGCUUCUCACCAGCCUUCUGCACAGACGGGGCCUCCUUGGGCUGCUGAGAGAAAGGCUUCAUUCCACCUUCUUGACGGACCUCCUGCUGUGUGGAACUGGCCCCCGAGAGGGGUGGCUGGGAGUGCUCUGUACUCAGGUACCUCUUUCAGGGUUUCCUCACCCUGAUACAGACUGUGUACACCUCCCCUCAUGCAAGCACUUCUGCAUAAUUUAAUUUUGCCUGGCUGAGGCCACUUCUGAAUGAUUUGUAAAAAUUGCUCUAUAUUUAUAAUAAAUAUUGUGUAUCAGAUAUCAA
Dama dama (fallow deer) is the source of this 2822-nucleotide messenger RNA. RefSeq names its product carcinoembryonic antigen-related cell adhesion molecule 1-like. The transcript is spliced from 6 exons. Gene Ontology annotation, cellular component: cell surface; plasma membrane. Lineage: Eukaryota; Metazoa; Chordata; Mammalia; Artiodactyla; Cervidae. Gene Ontology annotation, molecular function: protein tyrosine kinase binding. Bases 66 to 1028 code for a protein of 320 amino acids. Gene Ontology annotation, biological process: signal transduction; regulation of immune system process. The record is from RefSeq and is a predicted model, not a curated record.